AUGGAUUUGAGGUGUGAGUGGCGGCUACUACGUCUCGAGGAGUUUGCGCGCAGAACCGGUCAACUGGCAGGCAUCCUCAUCGUGCAGGACAUGUUUGCCCCAGCAGGCUUGCUAAACGCCUGGCGGAAGCACGGCAACAAGUCAAAGGUCAUGAGACGAGUGACCGGCAUGAUGGAUGAGCACUAUCCAGGUGUCAUGGAGUCAGUGUUGCUGGUAAACGCUCCCUGGGCUCUUCAUGCCAUCUUGCGAAUACUUACGCCCCUGCUCCCGCAGAGGGUGGUCAAGAAGCUUCAGGUUGUUCCGAUGGCGCAGACUCCUGAGCGGCUACAGCAGCUGAUCGACGAGUCAAGCUUGCCGCAAUUCUUGGGAGGUAGCGGUGCGAAUGCCGACUUCGUGCCAUCACGCGCCACCCUCGAUGUCAGCGGAACAGGCUCUGAGCUCGUCAUCAAGGCUGGGCAGAAAGAAGAGCGCAGCCUUGAGCUCCGGGAGGGAGACGUUGCCGCCUUCGGCUUGUCCAUCGCCAACGGCUUGGACAUACUUUUCAGCUGCCACUUCGAAUCAGAGGAGGAGUCUUUGGAGGUGGUCCCUGCUCGACGGCUGCAAGAGGAAAGCUCAAGCUUUGCCGCGCCACGCAAUGGGAAGCUUGUCCUCUCCUUCGAUAACUCAUACAGCUGGGUGAAGGCCAAGGAUGUGCGUUUUGAGCUGUCCAAGCUCACUUCAGAGGAAGAGGCGACGCUGCCUGAAGAGGGCCUUGCGGAAGCAGAAACAGUGACGCCUUCUGACAUUGAGACGCCAAGCGCAGCAGACGAAAUGGAUGCCGCUGGCUGA
Symbiodinium pilosum is the source of this 828-nucleotide messenger RNA. The record is from the annotation of a GenBank genome assembly. NCBI's taxonomy places the organism in Eukaryota, Dinophyceae, Suessiales, Symbiodiniaceae.